AUGUCCAUCUCCAACAUGACAGUCUUCAUGCCUUCUGUGUUGACACUAAUAGGGAUCCCAGGCCUAGAGUCUGUGCAGUGCUGGAUCGGGAUUCCAUUCUGUGUCAUGUAUCUCUUUGCUUUGUUUGGAAAUUCUUUACUUCUGAUCAUCAUCGUUUCAGAGCGCAGCCUCCAUGAGCCCAUGUACAUUUUCCUAGGCAUGCUUGGAGUCACAGAUAUUGUACUUGGCACAAGCAUUGUGCCCAAGAUGCUUGGCAUAUUCUGGUUCGAUAUACCAGAGAUUUAUUUUGAUUCUUGCUUGCUUCAAAUGGGGUUCAUCCACACAUUUGAGUGCAUAGAGUCAGGUAUCCUCCUGGCCAUGGCCCUGGACCGUUAUGUGGCCAUCUGUUAUCCCCUCAGAUAUACUGCUAUCCUCACCCACCAGCUGGUCACCCAAAUAGGGGCUGUGGUAACACUCAGGGCUGCCAUUCUGGCAGCCCCAUCUUUAAUACUAAUAAAGUGCCGGUUGCAAUUUUACCAUACAACCAUCAUCUCCCACUGCUACUGUGAGCAUAUGGCCAUCGUGAAGCUGGCUGCAGAAAAUGUGCGGGUCAAUAAAAUCUAUGGCUUGUUUGUGGCAUUUGCUGUUGCAGGAUUUGACCUGAUAUUCAUCACUUUGUCCUACAUAUUGAUAUUUAUCACAGUUUUUCAUUUGCCCCAGACGGAGGCUCGGUGGAAAGCAUUCAACACCUGCAUCGCCCACAUCUGUGUCUUCCUCCAGUUCUACCUCCUCGCCGCCUUCUCCUUCUUCACACAUAGGUUUGGUGCUCAUGUUCCCCCUUAUAUCCAUAUCCUCUUUUCUAGCCUCUACUUGCUGGUCCCCCCAUUUCUCAAUCCACUUGUCUAUGGUGCCAACACCAAGCAGAUCCGCAUCAAUGUAGUAAAGAUGUUUUGUUCAUAA
Messenger RNA from Ailuropoda melanoleuca (giant panda), 939 nucleotides. Its product is annotated as olfactory receptor 52A1-like. The record is from RefSeq and is a predicted model, not a curated record. Lineage: Eukaryota; Metazoa; Chordata; Mammalia; Carnivora; Ursidae. Gene Ontology annotation, molecular function: G protein-coupled receptor activity; olfactory receptor activity. Gene Ontology annotation, cellular component: plasma membrane. The transcript has a single exon. Gene Ontology annotation, biological process: G protein-coupled receptor signaling pathway. The coding region runs from base 1 to 939 and encodes 312 amino acids.